Messenger RNA from Pelecanus crispus (Dalmatian pelican), 714 nucleotides. It is a transcript of the gene TSPAN1, whose product is annotated as tetraspanin 1. Lineage: Eukaryota; Metazoa; Chordata; Aves; Pelecaniformes; Pelecanidae. The record is from RefSeq and is a predicted model, not a curated record. Gene Ontology annotation, cellular component: plasma membrane.
AUGGGGUGCUUCACCUUUAUCAAGGUCAUGAUGAUCCUCUUCAACCUGGCCAUAUUUCUCGGUGGCGGGACCCUCCUCGGAGUUGGCAUCUGGGUCACAGUAGAUGGACAGUCGUUCCUGGAUAUAUUUGGGGCGCUAUCCUCUAGCAUCCUGCAGGUUGUGAACGUGAGCUACUUCCUCAUCGUCAUUGGUGCCAUCCUGCUGGUGAUCGGCUUCCUCGGGUGCUACGGUGCCCAGAAGGAGAGCAAGUGUCUCCUGAUGAUGUUCUUCUCGGUGGUGCUGAUCAUCUUCAUUGCUGAAAUUGCUGCUGCCGUGGUGGCUCUGGUCUACACAGGUCUUGCAGAGACGCUGUUGACGGCUGUGGUGACCCCUCUCCUGAAGGAGAAGUACGGGUCAGAUAAGGGUCUCACGCACAUCUGGAAUGUCACUAUGAACGAGGUCAAUUGCUGUGGCCUGAAUAACUACACAGACUUCACUGACUCCCCCUGGUAUAAGGAACACAAAACCUACCCGGAGCCCUGCUGUAAGGACAGGGAGCCCUGCAAUAGCACGCUCGCUGCGCAAAGCGAAGUUCCGGGUUGUUUCUAUCAGAUCUUGGACGAAAUCAAGACUAAUGCAGGUGUGGUGGGUGGUGUGGCAGCCGGCAUUGCUGCCUUGGAGAUUGCGUCCAUGGCGGUUUCCAUGUACCUGUACUGCGAGCUGGAUCAGAAAUGA